AUGGCCUGCAGCCUGAAAGACGAGCUGCUCUGCUCCAUCUGCCUGAGCAUCUACCAGGACCCGGUGAGCCUGGGCUGCGAGCACUACUUCUGCCGGAAAUGCAUCACCGAGCACUGGGUCCGGCAGGAGCAGCAGGGCGCCCGCGACUGCCCCGAGUGCCGCCGCACCUUCGCCGAGCCCACGCUGGCGCCGAGCCUCAAGCUCGCCAACAUCGUGGAGCGCUACGCGGCCUUCCCGCUGGACGCCAUCCUGAGCGCGCGGCGCAGCUCCGCGCCCUGCAAGGACCACGAGAAGGUGAAGCUCUUCUGCCUGACGGACCGCGCCGUGGUCUGCUUCUUCUGCGACGAGCCCGCCGUGCACGAGCAGCACCAGGUCACCAACGUGGACGACGCCUUCGAGGAGCUGCAGAGAGAACUGAAGGAGCAGCUCCAGGCGCUGCAGGACAGCGAGCGCGGCCAUGCUGAGGCCCUGCACCUGCUCAGACGCCAGCUAGCCGAGACCAAGUCCUCUGCUAAGAGCCUGCGGGCCACCAUCGGGGAGGCCUUUGAGCGGCUGCACCGGCUCCUGCGUGAGCGCCAGAAGACCAUGCUGGAGGAGCUGGAGGCUGACACCGCCAGGACUCUGACUGACAUCGAGCAGAAGAUCCAGCGCUACAGCCAGCAGCUGCGCAAAGUGCAGGAGGGCAGCCAGAUCCUGCAGGAGCGGCUGGCUGAGGUGGACAGGCACGCCUUCCUGGCAGGCAUCGCCUCGCUCUCGGAGAGGCUCAAGGGAAAGAUCCAUGAAACGAACCUCACCUAUGAAGACUUUCCUACCUCCAAAUACAUGGGUCCCCUGCAGUACACGAUCUGGAAAUCGCUCUUCCAGGACAUCCAUCCGGUGCCAGCAGCCCUCACGCUGGACCCUGUCACAGCUCACCAGCGCCUCAUCCUCUCGGAUGACUGCACCAUCGUGGCUUAUGGCAACUUACACCCACAGCCGCUGCAGGAUUCACCCAAGCGCUUUGACGUGGAGGUGUCGGUGCUGGGGUCAGAGGCCUUCGGCAGUGGUGUGCACUACUGGGAGGUCAUCGUCUCGGAGAAGACUCAGUGGAUGAUCGGGCUGGCGCAUGAGGCUGUCACCCGCAAGGGGAGCAUUCAGAUCCAGCCCAGCCGCGGCUUUUACUGCAUCGUCAUGCAUGAUGGCAACCAGUACAGCGCCUGCACCGAGCCCUGGACCCGGCUCAACGUUAAGAGCAAGCUGGAGAAAGUAGGUGUCUUCUUGGACUAUGACAAAGGGCUCCUGAUCUUCUACAACGCUGAUGACAUGUCGUGGUUGUACACCUUCCGGGAGAAGUUCCCCGGCAAGCUCUGCUCGUACUUUAGCCCUGGCCAGAGCCAUGCCAAUGAGAACGUGCAGCCACUCCGCAUAAACACCGUCCGGAUCUAGGAGGGAGCAGGGAAGGGAGCCUGAAGCCGUACAACCUCCUCCUGGCGCAGGCUAGUCAAGAGUCCCUGCUGAGACAGUUCCCACCUACCCCUUCCUG
This is a messenger RNA of Chelonoidis abingdonii (Abingdon island giant tortoise), 1522 nucleotides long. It is a transcript of the gene TRIM62, whose product is annotated as tripartite motif containing 62. Gene Ontology annotation, molecular function: protein binding; zinc ion binding. The record is from RefSeq and is a predicted model, not a curated record. Lineage: Eukaryota; Metazoa; Chordata; Testudines; Testudinidae.